Teleopsis dalmanni is the source of this 2991-nucleotide messenger RNA. Its product is annotated as far upstream element-binding protein 3-like. Gene Ontology annotation, molecular function: mRNA binding. The transcript has 10 exons. The coding region runs from base 483 to 2786 and encodes 767 amino acids. Lineage: Eukaryota; Metazoa; Arthropoda; Insecta; Diptera; Diopsidae. Gene Ontology annotation, biological process: regulation of DNA-templated transcription. The record is from RefSeq and is a predicted model, not a curated record. Gene Ontology annotation, cellular component: nucleus; cytoplasm.
UGUACAAACAGUUUAAAAGAAAUUAAUUAAGCUUCAAUUUAUAGCAAUACUGCUUGCAAGUUAUAUGCCAGUUUAUUAUAAUUAACUCUUUUGCAGAAAAUGUUUUAUAUUUUCUACUACUACUUUUGUGUACCUAGUAGAAUAAAACACUACUGGUAUCAACACUAGUGCGACCAAAUAAGCAGUAUUUGUACUGACAAACUGGCGACCGCCAUUUGUAAAUUCCUUUCGCGUUUGGUGUCGGCUGCCGUGUACUAAAAAUUAGUAGUUUUGAAGAGGUGUUAACUAUUUUUUGUGGACGGUUUUUAUACAUCAUUAUUUUAAAUCAUAGACUUAAUAAUUAAAACAAUCGAAAAAGAAACUGUUCUCUUCAUAUAACACAGUUUUUGUGAUAUAAUAAUAAUCUAUAUUGACAAAAAAGAAAAAAUCGAUAAUUGUGCAUAGCCUCAAAAAUUUUUUAUAUUCACAAAUAAAAUAUAAAAAUGAGUGAUUUUGGAUCGCAGGGACAGACGCUUAAUCAAUCGCAAGCAUUUGCGGCUGCUUUACAGCGUGCCAAACAGAUAGCAGCUAAAAUUCAACCAAAUCAACCGACAGGACCCAGCGGAGGAGGUUUCAAGAGAUCACUUGAUGACAAUGAUUCUGGCCCAGAACCAAAACGGUUUACAAGCCCUGGUAGCGAUUAUGGUAAUAGUAAUUCUAAUAUGAGUUCUGGUGGUGGCAGUGUAGGCGGAGGUGGUGGAGGCGCUUCCUCUGGUGGACCUGCAAAUAUGUCACAAGCUAUUGCCCAAGCCGCAGCUGUAGCAGCACGUUUAGCUGCAACUGCUGGCACAACAUGUGAAGAACAAAUACGCAUUCCGGAUAGUAUAGCUAAUCAGUUUGUGGGUCGUGGAUGCAAUGACACAAUAACACACGUUCAAGUUGAGUCUGGUUGUAAGGUGCAAUUAUCUCAAGAAAGUGAUCAAAUCGUUACCUUGAGGGGUUCUCGUGAAACCGUUACUAAAGGCCGGGAAUUGAUACAACAGCUAGCUAAUCGGAAUGGAGGCGGUAACGUAGAAGUUGUUUUGACAAUGAAUAUGCCGCCGCCUGGACCAACUGGUUAUCCUCCUUAUCAAGAAAUUAUGAUACCAGGUGGAAAAGUUGGCUUAGUUAUUGGAAAGGGCGGUGAUACAAUUAAGCAGUUACAAGAGAAAACUGGCGCAAAAAUGGUUAUAAUUCAAGAUGGACCUAAUCAAGAAAUUAUAAAACCUUUACGAAUUUCUGGAGAUCCUCAAAAAAUUGAACAUGCAAAACAGCUUGUGCUUGAGUUGAUUGCCCAAAAAGAUGCCCAAGCACAAGCUACAAAAACUCCUGGUAUGUCAGGAGGUACUGGUGGUACUUACAGUUUUGGACAAGGCGGUGAACAAUGUGAAGUCUUCGUUCCAAAAAUUGCUGUAGGGGUUGUUAUUGGCAAGGGUGGCGACAUGAUCCGUAAAAUUCAAACCGAAUGUGGAUGCAAGUUACAAUUUAUACAAGGUAAAAAUGAUGAGCCUGGUGAUAGACGUUGUGUAAUCAAUGGCACGCGUCAACAAGUUGAUGAUGCAAAACGUAUGAUUGAGGGAUUAAUUGACAACGUUAUGCAGCGUAAUCAAAAUCCUAGGAGUGCAAACGGUAAUAGCAAUGGUACCGCUGAUAAUGGAAAUUCCAAUUAUGGUUAUGGAUAUGGCGUAAAUCAUGCACAACAACCAGCCAGAGAAGAAAUUACCUUCAUGGUUCCUGCGGCAAAAUGUGGCAUUGUAAUUGGGCGCGGAGGGGAAACAAUUAAAUUAAUUAAUCAACAAUCUGGUGCAUAUUGCGAAAUGGAUCGCAAUGCUGUCAAUCCACCAGCUGAAAAACUUUUUAAGUGCAAAGGCACUUCAGAACAGGUGGAAACAGCGCGUCAAUUAAUUGCAGAAAAAAUUAAUAUGGAAUUACCGAUAAUUUCACGUAAACCAAUUAGCGGGAAUGCACCAACUAAUCCUUAUAAUCAACAUGCAGCGUACCCGGCAGCAAUGCAAAGUGAUCCAAAUGCAGCUUAUCAACAACAGUGGGGUGGUUAUGCUCAGCAAAAUUGGGAUCCAGCACAGCAAAUGGCAGCAGGAGCAAUGGCUCAAACAGCAGCCGCUGGUCAAGCAGACUAUUCCGCACAGUGGAUAGAAUAUUAUAAAUCAAUGGGUAUGCAUCGAGAAGCAGAAAUGGUUGAACAGCAGUUAAAGGCAAAACAAGCUACAGGUGCAGUAAAUCCAAUGGCUGCCAGUAUGCAACAACCCCAACCUCAGCAACAGGCACCUCAAGUCCAAGCAGCAAGUGCAGCGCAACCUGCAGCUGGACAAGCGCAAGAUUACAGUGCCCAAUGGGCAGAGUAUUAUAGAAGCAUUGGAAAAGUUGAGGAAGCGGAAGCGAUUGAAAAACAAAUAAAGCAGAAUCAAACAGGACAAAGUAGUGCAGCGCCUGGAGCGGCCAAUCCUAAUGCUGUUGCAAAUAAUCCUAGCAGUACUCCCCAACAUGUGGCUGGUGGUAGUGCAAGUGGCGGUCAACCACAACCAGGCUAUCCACAAGGUAUGACACCAAGCCAUUAUGCGCAAUAUUCACAAUAUUAUGCCGCAGCAGCUGCAGCUGGACAACAGGGUGCACCCGGCUAUGGACAGCAGGCCCCUUAUGGUGGUUAUGCUGCUCCAGGAAGUUAUCCAGGUGCAGCACAACCACCAGCUGGCAUGCCUGGAGGCCCAAGUCCAAAUCAACAAAAACCAAACAGAUCUGAUAAAAACUAAGCCAUUUGCUGAUGAUGAUGAACACGUUUGUUACUUCGUUCGAUGUACAAGCUAAACAUAUUUUUAUUAUAAUUAAUGUUACCAAUUUGGCAUAAAACAUAUUCCACCAUAAACCAUUCUUUGCAGAAGUUCAAUUGUCUCUCUAUCAAUGUUGGCGCGUGCGUUAUUUACAUAGUCUGUAAGCCCAAGUGUGUACAAUAAUGAA